Messenger RNA from Pelodiscus sinensis (Chinese soft-shelled turtle), 2169 nucleotides. RefSeq names its product TNF superfamily member 11 (gene TNFSF11). The record is from RefSeq and is a predicted model, not a curated record. Lineage: Eukaryota; Metazoa; Chordata; Testudines; Trionychidae. Gene Ontology annotation, molecular function: tumor necrosis factor receptor binding. Gene Ontology annotation, cellular component: membrane. Gene Ontology annotation, biological process: immune response.
CAGCGUGACGCUGUUCUUCUGCUUCAGAGCCCAGAUGGAUCCUAACAGAAUUACAGAAGAAGACACACACUGUCUGAGAACACUCUUUAACCUUCAAGAGAGCACAGAUUUACAAGAGUCAGCAGUGGAAAAUCAGGAAGCAAAAUUAAUGUCCGAAUCAUGCAGGAGAAUGAAGCAGGUUAUUCAAGGAGCUAUGCAAAAGGAGGCACAGCGCAUUAUUACUGAAAGAGAGCCUCCAAGAUCAGGAAAAGCUAUAAUGGGAACAUCAUGGUUUGAUCUGUCCAAUAGAAACAAACCUGAGAAACAGCCCUUUGCACAUCUCAUUAUUGAUGAUAAAAAUAUUCCAGCUGGAACACGCAAAGUGAACCUUACAUCCUGGCAUCAUGACAAAGGCCAGGCAAUCUUAUCGAAUAUGACCUUCCGUGAUGGAAAACUAAUAGUCAACCAAGAUGGGUUUUACUACUUGUAUGCCAACAUUUGUUUUAGACACCAUGAAACUUCAGGAAACCCAAUUAAAAGAGGACUUCAGCUGAUGGUGUACAUGAUUAAAACAAACCUUAAAAUCAAACGCUCUGAUGUCCUGAUGAAGGGAGGAAGCACCAAAUAUUGGUCAGAAAAUUUGGAAUUUCAUUUUUAUUCUGUAAACAUAGGAGGAUUUUUUAAACUGAAGUCUGGAGAAGUAAUAAGUAUCCAGGUAUCAAAUCCAUCAUUACUGGAUUCAUCUCAAGAAGCAACUUACUUUGGGGCAUUUAAAGUAAGGGAUCUAGAUUGAGUCUCAAUAUUUUUCAAUUGACAUGUAUUUUUAAGGACUUUUUUAAAGUUUAGCAGUUUAUAUAGCUGGAUCAGAGACCACUAGGAGAGAUGAGUGAAGACAUUUUGGGGCCCAGUUGCAUCUGUAUAACUAAGAAUAUCACUCUUCAGGGUGAAUUUUGCCCUAGACUUCAUAGGGAGUCUCUCAGAAAUAUGAAGGCAGAAUGACAUAAUGGGCCUAGUUCUGAUCUUACAUCAGUUUCAUACCUGUGUAACUCCACUGGCACCACUGACUUUUACACUGACAUAAUUGAAAUCCAAAUCUAGCCUGAUGUUCUUAUGUCUUUGAACUGCUAGUUCUAAAUUCAGUUCUGAUAUGCCAUUACCCUAUUGACUUCAGUGUAAAUAUAGGCCACAUUCUGCCUGUCCUAUAUAAUUCCUUUGGGGCCCAGUCUUGCCCGUCCUAUAUAAUUCCUUUGGGGCCCAAUCUUGCAAGUUGCUGAAUGCUCUGACCCUGAUCUAGCAAAGUAACUGUUUGUAGUAAACUUAAGUAUUUGCAUAGCCCCACUUACUUAAAUGGGCCUAGUUACAUACUUAAGUGAAGCAUGUGCUUGCUUAUUUUGCUGAAUUGAGGCGAGAGUGGUCAGUCCUUGCAGAAGUGACCCCUAGUUCAGAAGGGCUUGUAGGGGAUCUGAUCUGACUUACAAUUAGUUUACUUGCUGUUAUAGAAGACCAAGUCUGAUUAUCAUUGCACCUCCAGUUACAUAUGAAGAAAUCUGAAGAGUUAAAUUCCUUUGACCUGUUACAUUGUGCCAGAGCCUGCAAAUACUUUUUUAAGAGGCAAAAUAUGUAUGUUUAUAGUCUGUGUAAUAUUUAAAGUUAUAUUUCAGAUGUAAUGUUUUGAGCAAAAAAUUGUAAAUUGUUUGUUUUAUAGUAUUUGAUACAGAAUAUUUAAAACCUCUUGCUGUGUAUAUAUUUAAUGGUUUUUAGCUGUUUUUAAUGUACAGUCAUGUUUAACUGGUGCACUUUGUUAAUCCCAAUGGGAAAAAUUGCAGCUAAAAUUAUUUGCAAUUAGCAAAUAUAAUAUAUUAUUUCUUUGUAAUUUAAUACAUUUUUGUUAAACUUGUCAGUAUUAUAGAAGCAUCAAACUGUCCUAAUUAGACCAGAAUGUUGAUCACCAGCUCUUCCAAACCUGCAAGCUAACUGACAUUACAAAGCUGACAUUACUAAAAAGAGUACAUAGUGGGAGACAGAAAUCUGCCAAGUGUAUUUAUGUAAUUACCGAAGUCAUCUUUUCCUACAGCAAAUUGUAAAUCCUGAAGUAGAAUUUUUUUGUAAAAUACCAAACACAAUGUUACACUUCCUCAGAGGCUAAUUUACCAAAGAAACCAAACUGAAUUCAGGAGCAGUUAUUUUACA